GUGGUCAUCCCAGUCGAUCAGAUGCGCGUAAACGGUGCCAAUUGUGGAUGUGCUUUUCUGAGCUGUUUAUGGCAGAACGCAAACUAAUUGGAAACAAAUUCAAGCGAUAACUGUUUUGAGCUUGUAGAUGACAAAAUUAUACAAGACGCGUCUAGUUUUAAGUGGAGCAUCUGUCCGUAGUGCAUGAGCGAGUGGGAGUUUGGGUACAUCCAUUCAUUCUUGAUUUCCACCCACUCAAAUUUAACCAUGGGUUGCGCAUAACAGUUGAUCUUAAUAGGUUUUAAGGCUAAUUGUUUUGUUUGUUUUGUCACGUUGCUAUAGGCGAAUAUACGCAUGCACUGUUACUUAUCAGAUUCUGUUUUUUUUAAAUGCCCCACUGAAAACAGAUAGCCUGCUGCGUAUUACUGCUUCUUAUUUUGCUUAAGUCAGCUCAGUGUCUGCGUGUGGAGACUUGUUUCCGGAUGUUUGUAAGUUCCGUUCUUUUAUGUGGCGACUCCAUUUAGUCUACUGAAGGGGAAAGUAUUUCUGCCUUCGUGUUGCCACUGUGUGUUAAUAUUGUGUGUAGACUAGACUACAGUCAAGUCGAGGGUAUCGCGGGCGCCCGUCUACUUUCUGGACUCAUUCUGGCCCUGGCAAUAGGCUGGCAGUUCCAGGAAGUUUCUCGGGCUGCGCAAUCUGACAGGGUGUCAGACAGUGAGUCAGUUGGAACUUACAAGAACGAUCAGCGCGUGAGAAAGGAAGAAAUGGAAGAUGGGCGACAUGGAUAUAUUACGCUACUUUUACCUUUCUUCGUCUACUGAUAACUAAAAUCGUAGUUAAUAUUUGCGUCGGACGUACAGUCUUUGAUAGCGUGCUUGCCUUAGCCUUCGGAUCUCGAAUUAAACCGUGCUGUAGGAACCUGCGGAACUGACAGUGCACUGGGAUACUUUAAAGCACUCAAUUUCUUUACUCUUGAUUCGAGCUUUUUUUUAAAUCCACCGGUGAACUGCGGCGGUCACAGUGAAUUCUGGAGCAGAACAGUAACUGAGUGGAACUUACCACAUUGCACAAAUGGUUUUCCUCUGGGACGCCAAAUACGAUCCCGCCCCUGGGCGCCGAUUCACGCCCCCAUCGACUACCCUGAGCCCCGGGAAGAUGACAGACGGCUUGCCCCUGGGGGCACAGGAUAGCAGCGCCGCCGCACUGGUGGGCAAGUUGCGCAUCACGGACAGAAGCAUGGUGGAGGUAUUGUCUGAUCACCCAGGAGAGCUGGUGCGCACAGACAGCCCCAACUUUCUCUGCUCCGUCCUGCCCUCCCACUGGCGCUGCAACAAGACUCUGCCUGUUGCCUUCAAGGUGGUGGCCCUUGGUGACAUCCCCGAUGGAACGCUGGUGACGGUGAUGGCGGGGAAUGACGAGAACUAUUCAGCGGAGCUGCGCAACGCCACAGCCGCUAUCAAGAACCAGGUGGCCCGUUUCAACGACCUGCGAUUUGUGGGUCGCAGCGGUAGAGGGAAGAGCUUCACUCUCACCAUCACAGUCUUCACAAACCCUCCUCAAGUGGCCACCUACCAGCGGGCCAUCAAGAUCACAGUGGACGGACCGAGGGAACCACGACGACACAGGCAGAAGCUGGAGGACUCGGUGAAGCCUGGGACUCUGGCGUUCUCGGAGCGUCUGAGCGAGCUGGAGCAGCUGAGGAGGAACGCCAUGCGCGUCAGCCCCCACCACCCCUCCAUGGCCAACGCCCGCGCCUCGCUCAACAGCGCCCCCUUCAGCAACCCUGCGCACAGCCAGAUACCCGACUCCAGACAGAUGCAGACUUCUCCCUCCUGGUCCUAUGAGCAGUCCUACCCCUACCUGGGGCAGAUCUCCACCCCCGCGGUCCACCCGGCCACGCCCAUCUCCCCCAGCAGGGCCAGCGGCAUGUCUGCUCUCUCCGACCUCUCCAGCCGCCUCUCAGGUCCUGACCUGACGCCGUUUGGAGAUCCGCGGAUGAGCUUGGAGCGCCCCUUCUCCUCCCUGCCCUCCCUCCCGGAUGGCCGCUUCUCCGACUCGCGGAUGCACUACCCCGCCGGCACCUUCACGUACACUCCCACUCCCGUCACCAACGCCAUCGGCAUCGGCAUGUCGGCCAUGACCGGGCCCGCCCGCUACCACACCUACCUGCCCCCGCCCUACAGCAGCGGGUCCUCCCAAGGGCAGCCCGGCCCCUUCCAGACCGGCUCCUCCCCCUACCACCUGUACUACAGCGCCACCACCGGGUCGUACCAAUUCUCCAUGGUGUCCGGGGGGGACCGCUCGCCCCCCCGCAUCCUGCCCCCCUGCACCAAUGCUUCCACGGGCUCCGCCCUGCUCAACCCCUCCCUGCCCAAUCAGAGCGAGGUGGUGGAAGCGGAAGGCAGCCACAGCAGCUCCCCCACCAACAUGGCGACCGGAGCCGGACGCCUGGAGGAGGUGGUGUGGCGGCCAUAUUGAGACCUGCCCCACCCCCGACCCUCCCCCCCUACACCGCGACACGACGCCUCCUCCUCCCUCGCUGACGGACUGGGCGGGCUGACGGACUGCGGACGUGUGCGCGCUCACAGACAGACACUGAAUCCUCUGUGUGCGAGGAGAACUGUCAGCCGGAAAACGCCCGGGAUGCCAAACUACACACCAAAAUACGGCUGAAAUGACUCACCGUCUGUUUGUUCAGACUUUCUUUUUUUUUUUUUUUUUUUGAUGAUUUCAAAAAUACUUCAGAAUUACUGGUAGCACCGAUUGCGGUUGUUUGUAUUGUACGUCCCUGACCGUCCCACACAUCUGAACUGAGGAGGGAGAAGAACAGCUAACCGAACGCACUCUGGCCGAAGAGAGAGCGUUAUCAGGUCCGGUUAUCUGUGGACGGGACAGCGCUGGUGUAGUUCUGGUCCUGCCUGUCGACCACAAUGCCAGCUCAUCCGCUGAGCGCCCCUGUUUGCCUCUUCCUCCCGGAGGUGCGAUGACCUCACGCCAGUCAUGACAAGGCAGGUCACAAGGAGACUGCAAUGAAAGCCCUUCAGAGGCAGGAAGCACAUUCUGCUGUGUCCACAUCACCACUGCCCGACGCUACAUUCAACAAACUAUUUAUCUUUUAUUUAACCAUCUAAUGUAUUUGAGUCAUGGUCUUUAGCUUUGUGUAAUUGUUCACAGGCUUUUUUCAUUGUGAUGUUGAUGGUGUUUGGAAGUUCAGACACAGUGGAUUAAUGCAUAUUUACAACAGUAACCCCCCUCUUCCAAUUUGGCUCAAGACCACCCACUUUAUCUGUACUGUCUCUGUACCAGAUGUGUGUGUCUGCGCGUGUGUGUGUGUAUGAAUGUGUAUGUGUGUGCCUGUGUGUGCGUGUAUGUGUGCAUGUACGUGUGUGUUUGUGUGUGCAUGAGUAUGUAUGUGUGUGUGUGUGUGUGUGUAUGUGUGUGUUUGUGCAUGGUGUGUGUGCCUGUGUAUGUGUGUGAGCAUGUAUAUGUGUGUGUGUGAGCAUGUAUGUGUGUGUGUGCAUGUGUAUGUGUGUGAGCGUGUAUGUGUAUGUGUAUGUGUAUGUGUGUGAGCGUGUAUGUGUAUGCGUGUGAGCGUGUAUGUGUAUGCGUGUGUGUGAGCGUGUGUGUGUGAGCGUGUAUGUGUGUGUAUGUGUGUGUAUGUGUGUGUGUGUGUGUUGGGGAGGGGAAGAGAGGGGACAUACCGGGCCUUGUAUCACAGAGCACUGUGUAAAUAGCUCUUGGUUGUAAAUGUUUGCUUGGUGAUGCCCUCAGUGCCCGCCGCACCACAGUGUGCCACCCCCACUCCUGAGAAAAGUCAAAGCAAACAGAAAAAACAACUUUGUUUUAGUUUAGUUAUUUUCUGAAUACAAAUAAUGUUCUUUCGCA
Messenger RNA from Conger conger (European conger), 3864 nucleotides. RefSeq names its product RUNX family transcription factor 1 (gene runx1). The record is from RefSeq and is a predicted model, not a curated record. Bases 1051 to 2457 code for a protein of 468 amino acids. Lineage: Eukaryota; Metazoa; Chordata; Actinopteri; Anguilliformes; Congridae. Gene Ontology annotation, biological process: neuron differentiation; regulation of transcription by RNA polymerase II; regulation of cell differentiation. The transcript has 7 exons. Gene Ontology annotation, cellular component: nucleus. Gene Ontology annotation, molecular function: DNA-binding transcription factor activity, RNA polymerase II-specific; RNA polymerase II cis-regulatory region sequence-specific DNA binding; ATP binding.